Messenger RNA from Guillardia theta CCMP2712, 810 nucleotides. RefSeq lists its product as hypothetical. The record is from RefSeq and is a predicted model, not a curated record. NCBI's taxonomy places the organism in Eukaryota, Cryptophyceae, Pyrenomonadales, Geminigeraceae. The transcript has a single exon. The coding region runs from base 1 to 810 and encodes 269 amino acids.
AUGACUCCCUGCUCUGUCAUGUCGUCGGCCUCCACUGUAGCCAGAACCCAGGCAGACGAAGAUGAUGUCAGUGAGUACCAAGGGUUGAAAGAGUGGGCAUUUCCGACGCAGUAUUCGCAAAAGACAAUGUCCUGUCGCGUCAUGUUCCGUGUCUGGAUGCUUCUUGUCCGCAGGAAGCGCUCUUGCCAAGACCGGGUGGCGUUUGUGGAAAGCAAGAGGCUCAAUUUGAUCAAGGAAAGUUGCUUUCAUCAAUGGUUGAAUUUACAUGAGAUCAAGACCCGUGGAGUGAACAUGAUGAGCAAGGCAGUCCGGAUACAUAGGCUGAAAUUGAUGAAGAAGACGCUAUCAAGGAUUGUUGCAACUCUUGCACUUGAUAAGCAAAGUGUGUCAUUGCUGGAGGAUGAGGAAAAGCAUUCAAAGGAGAUACAACGUUUACAGUCACUGGUGUCUCGGCAUUUGAAGUUAGCGAGAUCUCAAGAGGAGCUCAUCCAGACUCUUCAGCAUCGAAUUGAGAACUCUGACAAGGAAUUCCUACUGUUCAUGCGCGAGAAAAAUCAAGAGAUCCUUCACCUGCAGUCAAAGUCUUGCGCAGACACGAGAAGUAUUCGAAAUCUGCAGAAAAAAGUUUUGGAAGAAAGCAUGAAGAACAGAAGCUUUUCUCCGCUGGAAGCGAUCUCUGAAGACAUCAAAGCUGGAGCAUCAAAAUCACAUGAAGCAAAGAGAGAGCGAAAUAGAUUGCAUCAAGAACAAUGUGAGAUUGAUUUAGCUAGUAGCCGAGAAAGGCUUGAAAGGUUAUUAAGCAGAAGAUGA